CCACCCACUUAUUUUGUAGGCUACCGCUGGGGAGUCACGAGAAGUUUAACGUUAGCGAAGCUCCACUGUUUAAUGACCCAGAGGUGAGCGGGGAUGACACAGGUGAACCCGAUGAGAACGACUUCACUGGGAGGGUUUCUGGUGAGACGCGGGCUCCCACUUUGUUAGCCCACCUGCACUCGGGGUGCUGUAGAGGAACCGCUGUGGUGCUAGCUAAGCUCGUUAGCCGCUAACUACCGCAGCUAAUAUCGAGCUAACUAGCCGCGUCGCCCGAGUGAAGUGAGCAAGUCGCGGCGUGUGAAGCUAACCGCGCCGAGGCUACUUUUGGAGGGAUACCGAGUCGGAUAUAUUCCUUGGAGGGAUUCGUGCUGCCAACUCUUUGCCAGGUGUAUUUUUGCGCCUCUCCUCUUGCCCUUUUUUCAUUGUUGGCGGAGCGUCCUGACUGCACACCGCUGUCUCCAUGCAUGCUAGCAACGGCUGCAACCGCCAGCUACAGUGAUGUGUCACAUUAGCUAACGAAUCUUUUUUUGACCAUUUGUGAGUGGAUGCUGUCACUGGUACGAGCUUUUUGGAGACAGACGGGGUUGUAUCAUCCCACCGUGACGCCCGUGUAUUAACUGUACUUUCAUGUCGUAUCACCCGACAGCUAGUUGUCCCUCCAGAAGAACCAGACGCGGAGCAUGCAGGAGAAGAAAAGACCACAGAUAAGUAGAUAGGGGACGUCGGACACAACCGAGUUAAAUUGGACUGUGUGGUUAAUCUACCACCAACAACUGGGAUUGCAUUUGGUGGCCGGACUGACAGAGAAAGUACGAGGAUGAAGAAAUUUUCUAGAAUGCCAAAGUCCGAGAGUGGAGGGCUCGGAGGGGCGUCCGGGUCCGGCUCCAGCUCCGGAGUCAGCAGCUACUUCGGGAAAGUGUUUGCAAUCGGGCGGUUCCAAGUCACCGUGGAAGAGCUCAUUGCAGAAGGGGGCUUCUCGGUGGUGUUUCUGGCUCGUACACACAGUGGUGUCCGCUGUGCUCUCAAAAGGAUGUACGUCAACAACGUCCCAGACCUGAAUGUGUACAAGAGAGAGAUCACUAUCAUGAAAGAGCUGUCAGGCCACAAGAACAUUGUCGGAUACCUGGACUCCACAAUCACCGCUGUGUCGGACAGCGUCUGGGAGGUCCUGAUCCUCAUGGAAUACUGUAAAGCGGGUCAGGUGGUAAAGCAGAUGAACCAGCGGCUGAAUGUGGGUUUCAGUGAGGCGGAGGUCCUCCACAUCUUCUGUGACACCUGCGAGGCCGUGGCCCGCCUGCAUCAAUGCAAGACGCCCGUCAUCCACAGAGACCUCAAGGUUGAAAACAUCCUGCUGAACGACCAGGGAAACUAUGUGCUGUGUGACUUCGGCAGUUCCACUCACAAGAUUUUGCUGCCACAUAAAGAUGGAGUGACUGCCGUGGAGGACGAGAUUAAGAAGUACACGACCCUCUCAUAUCGGGCGCCAGAGAUGAUUAACUUGUACGCAGGGAAAGCCAUCACCACUAAGGCUGAUAUAUGGGCACUUGGAUGCUUGUUGUACAAGCUGUGUUUCUUCGCACUUCCAUUUGGGGAGAGUCAAGUUGCCAUAUGUGACGGAACCUUUAUUGUUCCAGAUAACUCCAAAUUCUCCUUCAAGUUGCACUGUUUAAUCAGAUAUAUGCUCGAACCAGACCAGGAGAAGAGACCAGACAUUUACCAAGUGUCCUACUUUGCCUUCAAAUUAGCUGGAAAAGACUGUCCAGUGCCAAAUCUCUUUAACUCUCCCAUCCCCACGUCGCUCCCAGAGCCUCUAACAGCCAGUGAGGUUGCUGCUAGGAAAAGCAUGACGAAAGCCAGGAUAACGGACGCUGUGGGCCCAACGGAAACAUCGAUAGCUCCCAGACAGAGGCCAAAAGCGGCAAACAGUAACGUCCUGCCCCUCGCCAACACUGUCACCCCUGUCAAAAUGACCGUGCCUUCAGCACCCGUCAGCAACGGCCAGAAAGCUCCCACCCCUGGCUCUGGGCAGCCAUCCAUGCAGCCCCAGCCUAGCAGUCAGCAGCACCGAGUCCUGCAGCAGCUACAGCCUGGUGACCUGCGUCUACAGCAGCUACAACAGCAACAACAACAUCACCACCAACAACAACAAGCAGUGCAGCAACAACAUGCAAAUGCACAGCAACUCCAAUACCUCCAGUACCAACAGGCUGUGCAGCAGUCCCUCCAGCUUCAGCAGCAGCAGGCCCUCCUCCAGCAGCAGCAGAUGAUGAUGCAGCCCAUGUACCAGCAGCAGGUUGCCCAGGCUCAGGCCCAGGCUCAGGCCCAGGCUCAGUACGCAGCCAUGCUGCACCAGUACCAACAGGCUUUUGUUCAGCAGCAGCAGCAGCAGCAACAUCAUCAACAUCAACAACAACAACAACAUCAGCAGCAGCAGCAGCUUCAUCCCGCUCAGCAGCCUCUCCCCUAUAUGUCCUCCCCUCUUGAGUUCCAGAUCCCGUUGGGUUCCUAUAACGCCACAACACCCACUGCUGGAGCUGGAAGUGUCCAGAUAGGUGGACCGUCACCUGUGGAUCCCUCUUACACUAACCCCAGUCGAAACCCUCUGCUUGCCUCAGAUGGGAUCACACCUCCCUCUCAGAGCUGCAACAGUACAGUUAGUAACCCCCCUGACAUGUCGCGCUGGAACCCUUUCGGAGAGGACAACUUCUCCAAGCUGACCGAGGAGGAGCUGAUCGACCGGGAGUUCGACAUGCUCAGAGCAAAAAAGCCAGUGGAGAGAACAGCCAGCGUUGAAGCGGACCGACCGCAGCCUGCUGCCUCCGCCGCCAAGCCCCUGCCACCAGAGGACCUGUUUGGCUCGGUCCCGUUCGUGGCCAGCGCAGGUACCGAUGAGAAAAAGACUGAGCAGAGCAGUGAGGAGGUCGGCCUUCCUGCGCUCGUAUCCACCUCUACAGAGGCUCUGCAGCUAGUGGCGCCCAAGGAGCACAAACCAGGCAAAAAGAGCAGCUGCAGACCAGGAGAAGAGUCCGACAGCGACUUUGAGUCUGACCCUCCUUCCCCAAAAAGCAGCGAGGAUGAAGAGGUGGAGGAGGAAGAAGGCCUGAACAGUGAGCACGGUGACGACACCGAGCCAGAGAAUCUUGGACAGAGGCCUCUGCUGAUGGACUCUGAAGAGGAGGGAGAGGACGAUGAAGACAAGCACAGCUCUGACUCGGACUACGACCCCAGCAGGGUCAAGAGCCGCUCAAAGAAAGCUCUGGCCAGUAAAGCAGCUUCAGCCGCCGCCAGGAGGAGUCCUAAGGAUUCUGCCAUGACUCUGAUCACCCCUCCUGAGACGCCCAGCGGAGCCAGAGCUGCUUCAGCGACUGAUUCUGUGGAUGUUUUUGGUUCUGUUCCCUUCCUCGGAGGAACCUCGCCUGUCGGGCCUUCAGAAAGCUCGGACAUCUUUGCCAAAGCGCCUUUCAGGCAAGUCAGCCAUGAGCAGCAAGCUUCGGACGAAUUUGAUGUUUUUACCAAAGCGCCAUUCAGCCGGAACCUCUCCAAGUCGGGCAAGAGUGGCAGUGAUGUUCACAUGGGCCAAACGCCACCCGUUUCCCCCGAGGGCAUUGACAUUUUCGGGUUCUCUCCCUUCCAGCCGGGCCCCACUGCACCGCCUCCCACCACCUCCAGAAGCGCAGAAGAUAUCUUCCAGCAGUCUUUUGAGGACUCGGCCAGCCCUCAGCAGCAGAGGCUGAAGCAGCGCAGCCUCCAGAAGCUGUCGUCACGCCAGAGAAAAACCAAGCAGGAGACCACGGCAGGCGGCAGCAAUGGCAAACGCCACCACGGUACGCCGACCGGAGGCCGCAAGACCAACAAGCCAACUUACCGCACACCUGAGCGAGUCCGCAGACAUAAGAAGGUCGGCCGGAGAGACUCGCAGAGCAGCAACGAGUUCCUCAGCACUUCUGACUCUAAAGAGAACAUCAGUGUUGAUAUAACCAUGGCUGAAGGGAAAGACAAAGGAGCUUCUCUGCCGGUGGACGAGGCCCUUUUAGACCCCUUUGGAGCGAAGCCUUUCCAUCCUCAGGACGGCAGCCGGCAUGGCCAGUAUCAAGGACUCACCGACACCAAGAGCGACAUGGGCGCAGCCAAUGGCAAGUCCUGGACAGGCUCCCUUCACGGCGCUCUUGGAGACAGCAGCAUGGAUGAUUUUGGGGCAGUGCCCUUCACAGAAAUGGUCAUCCACAGUGGACCUCAGCAGCCGCAGCCGCCGCCGCCCUCACAGCCAGUGGACCUCGACCCGUUCGGAGCUGCACCUUUUCCCCUGAAGCAGUGACUUUAUUUGCGUCUUCCCACUCUGCCAGUUGCUGUUAAAUAACCCCUGAGCUUUUCUUUUUGGCUUGGGAACAUCUUCAACCAAUCCCGAGAGCUGACAAUGUCCUAAUGCUUCUCUUUUUUAAAAGAACUUUUUAAUACAUCUUUUAGUUUGAAUAACAAAAACCUAAAUCCUGUGGAGUGUGAGUGAUGUUUCCACAUAUCUUCAGCUGUACCUGUUUUGCUGAGAAGCCUUUUAUGCUGCAUCUUAACGCUCGUAAAGACGUUUGAACCAGAACGGAAAACCCACUCGAUAAAUUGUACUGUGAUUAUAAGCUUAACAUUUGACCGCUUGACUCGCUGCAAAAAGCUCUUUAUGGCUUGCCUUCUGAUCUACCAAUAUGUUUUUUUAGCACCACAAAGCCUUAUCUGAGCUGGGCUCCGCCUCGCUGCACAGUACCUCGGAAACCACGACACAAUCGGCCCACGUUGGACUUUCAUGUCGGUGGAAUCGUUUGGGAGUUGACCUUAACCACUUUGUUUUAUCCUUAUUAGAUCUUUCUCUAUGCAUAAUUUCACCGUAGUCUUUACGUAGCCCAGCGUGGCUGCGGUUUGUGUUGCGUUACACUUUGAAUACCAGAAGGGAUCGAAUUUUAUUGUACUUCUGUAAAAGUUAAUUGGGUCAGGUUUAAAUUUAGACUCUUAACUGUGUCCUUUUUUUUCUAACAGUAAUCUUCUAGGUAAGUACUGUUAAUAUUGUUUUUUUAUUAAGUUCAACAAAUUCUGUUAGAAAUAAGGAAGAGAUGAAACACAAAGCCACAUUAGAUCACUAGUCUAGGUUUGUGUUUUAAGAAUUUUGACCACUUCAAGAACUCACAAGCUGUACCGCCAUUUUCUCAGCAGUGUUAAGAGCUCCUAACAUUAGGUGAUGUAACAUUUUCAGAAUUAUUUAUGCUGAAGAAUAAAUGGGAAGUGUGUGAUGAGUUAAA
Messenger RNA from Epinephelus lanceolatus (giant grouper), 5282 nucleotides. RefSeq names its product BMP2 inducible kinase (gene bmp2k). Lineage: Eukaryota; Metazoa; Chordata; Actinopteri; Perciformes; Serranidae. Gene Ontology annotation, biological process: protein phosphorylation. Gene Ontology annotation, molecular function: ATP binding; protein kinase activity. The record is from RefSeq and is a predicted model, not a curated record.